Molecule: messenger RNA, 600 nt
Organism: Cladophialophora yegresii CBS 114405
Lineage: Eukaryota; Fungi; Ascomycota; Eurotiomycetes; Chaetothyriales; Herpotrichiellaceae
Product: V-type H+-transporting ATPase 21kDa proteolipid subunit
Exons: 4
Coding region: 1-600 (199 amino acids)
Biological process (GO): proton transmembrane transport
Cellular component (GO): proton-transporting V-type ATPase, V0 domain
Molecular function (GO): proton-transporting ATPase activity, rotational mechanism
Source: RefSeq, a predicted model, not a curated record
AUGAGUCUCAUCUACCCUACCGGCGGCGCACUUGGUGCCUUAGGCGUCAUCGGGCUUUAUAUGCUCUUCAAUGGCGAAGGCGAACAAUUCAAUGUUGGACAAUUCCUUGAGACAGUGUCGCCGUACGCAUGGGCGGACUUGGGCAUUGGACUCUGCAUAGGGUUGUCGGUGGUGGGAGCAGCAUGGGGAAUCUUCAUCACCGGCACCUCCAUCCUCGGCGGUGGCGUCAAGGCACCACGGAUACGAACGAAGAACCUCAUUUCCAUCAUCUUCUGCGAAGUCGUGGCCAUCUACGGCGUCAUCAUGUCCAUCGUGUUCGCCUCGAAACUAUCCAUGGUACCGGAAGAGGCACUCUACACGGGAUCGAAUUACUACACUGGCUACGCACUAUUCUGGGCUGGGUUGACAGUUGGAAUGUGCAAUUUGAUCUGUGGUGUCAGUGUGGGCAUCAAUGGGAGCAGUGCGGCGCUCGCAGAUGCGGCGGAUGCAACGAUGUUUGUCAAGGUGUUGGUCAUUGAGAUCUUCUCAAGUGUGCUGGGGCUGUUUGGAUUGAUUAUUGGGCUUUUGGUGAGCUCGAAGGCGGCCGAAUUCUCGUCAUGA